Durusdinium trenchii is the source of this 2304-nucleotide messenger RNA. The record is from the annotation of a GenBank genome assembly. NCBI's taxonomy places the organism in Eukaryota, Dinophyceae, Suessiales, Symbiodiniaceae.
AUGGCGCAGAUGUUGGUCCUCGCCGUGGUGGCUUGGCUACUCAAAGACUGCCUGGCGGACAAGAGUGGCUGUGGCAGCGGGCCCUUCUUUAUGCGGCCUCCCUUCAACGAGAAGCACAGCACAGACGUAUGCAAGACCUGCAUUACCUCUGCCGGAAACUGCCAAUGGUGCCCUUUUAGCCAAAGCUGCGGGCACAAGCGGUCUUGGGGACGUUCGGCCUCAUGCAUGAAUGAUGGGGAGUAUAAACCUGUAGAUGCAGGCAAUGGCUGUGGACAGACCCCUCCGUGGAUGGAAAUUCUCGACAAGAACUAUGGAGCAUCCUUGGAUAGCACCAACUCAGACAUCAUGCGAUGUCUUCAGGAUCGAGUGGAAAGGUGGAAGGUUGACAAGGCCCCGCAGCUACCGGAGACAUGGGAUGAUGAGAAGAUCUCAGACUUUUCCUGCCUGUCGGCACUUUUGCGAGAGGCAGUGACCAGUAGUUUGGGGAGCUCUCAGUCAAAGACCAAGUUCUCUGCCCUCAUCAUGAACAGUUCAAUGACCUCUUUGACCAGGGAGACCUGCAAGGCCUGGGUCUACGGUGAGAGCGACUUUGCGCAGCUUCGUCUCAACAAGGCCAGUCCUGGCAGGGCAGGCCCAACGGAUUUGUCUUCAGAGCUCCGAAGCUCCUUUCAAGGUGGACACCUGAGGCCAUCGCCUUUGGGACUCUUUGAUGAGGACAAGCUGAAGGGUAUUCUGACCACCCAUGACCAGAAAUACAUGAUUCACGUCGAUUUCAAUGAACUCAAGAACUUGAAGACCUUGAUUACUGGGAAGGAAGGUGCCAUCAGCUUGAGAGACCACCUGGAAGGAAAUUCCUACUCCCUAGUACAGCGCAUCUACGGCCUGGUGUACAUCAAGAUCUUGGGGGUGAAAGCAUAUUGCUUGGUCAUGAGCAAUGAAGGCUAUGGCCUUGGACUCAAGACCGCAUCCAGCAACGUGGCACGUUAUGACCUCAAGGGCAAGUCCAGGAGUCAGAGCAAAAAGUCAAAGAAUCCCCUGAUUGGGAAGAAUGGUGACUUUGCCGAGCGAGAAGCGAACCAGCUGCCGAUGAAGAAUUGGCAGUGCAAAUCCUUGCGGAAGAAGAUUGCCCCGGACAUUGCUUGGCUUCAAAGUCAUGGCAUGGGAGAUUACAGUUUGUACGCUGAGAUUGCCUCUGGUGGACAGAAUCCUGUGGGCUGCUCCGGCUUGCCAGGAGUUCCCUUGUGUAAUGUGAGGGAGGAGAAGACGACCACAUUAUCCAUCAUCGAUUUCAUGCAGGACAGGCGCUCCUCCUCCGCUGAGAAGUUUGGUUCACAGAUGCUCGAGUUGGUGGACACCAUUUGUCACAUUGACAAGCAAGAAUCAAUGGAGUCCUGGCAGAUUUACUUAAUUGUCGCUUGCUUUGCCACCUUGCUCCUUUGUGGAUCCCUUCUCGGCUGGAAGUACGGCGGUGCCUUCCUCCGCUCCGACCGCCCCCACGAGCUCCGCGACGUGGAGAUGACCGGGCUCGCGACGAGCGGCGUUCCGAGCGGGCACGGCGGCCGCGUGAGUGCAGACACCGCCGAGCGGACCUGGUUUCCCAGCGAGCUGCACAGCACGGAGGACAGCUACUGUCAUGGCGAAGACGUCAUCGUUGGCAUAUACUGUGGGGGUGCACAUUGCGUGAGCAAGAAGCUGGUUUGUGCGACUUACACCAAGGAUGACAGCAAGGAAUGCAUUCCAAGCUGCGACAUUCUGGGCUUGGAAUGUGGGGAUGACGGCUGCGGUGGCUCCUGUGGCACUUGUUCUUCAGAGGAUGAUUCCUUGUCGCCCAUGUGCCGGGGAGAUGUGGGCCGUUGCGUGUACUUUGUUUCGGCUGAUUGGGUCAACAAAGGCAAGAAAAUGACCCCCACCCACUUGGUUUCGACAGGAAUGGCGUGUGCUGGUGAUUUCUGUGGGAACGUGCGGCUGAUUCAGAUGAGUGUUUAUGUCGAUGCAGCUACGGCAGAGAAAUCUGGCUGGAUAUCUGACAACACCGGCCACCGCUGGUUUUGGAACUCUGGAUCUGCAGCAGAUGACCAGGUGGCUGACUGUCCUGAUGGAAUGGCUGUCAGCUACGUGGAGUGUGAUGGAAAGCAUUGCGAUAACUUACGUUUUCAUUGCGCCAAGCCGCUGCAGUGGACACUGGACAUGUCAGAGACACCUGUGGUGACGGGCUGGUUCAGUGAGGAGGAGGGCCGCAAGGACUGCCCGGAUGGCAAAGUGGUGACUGGGGUGGAGUGCAAGGUGGGGUCUUCCAGCGCUUGA